Messenger RNA from Zychaea mexicana, 150 nucleotides. RefSeq lists its product as uncharacterized. The transcript has a single exon. Lineage: Eukaryota; Fungi; Mucoromycota; Mucoromycetes; Mucorales; Lichtheimiaceae. The record is from RefSeq and is a predicted model, not a curated record. The annotation marks the transcript as partial.
CUAGUCGACGCCCUUCCAGGGAUGGCUAAGGACUUUUUUCGUAACUCUAUGUACGAGGAUACUCGCCGCAGCUUUCUACAUGAGUGUCCACGCAACACCGAUCGUCAGUAUGCUCCACCACCACUUAACGACAUUGAAAUUAGUGCUUAG